Ramularia collo-cygni is the source of this 807-nucleotide messenger RNA. RefSeq lists its product as uncharacterized. NCBI's taxonomy places the organism in Eukaryota, Fungi, Ascomycota, Dothideomycetes, Mycosphaerellales, Mycosphaerellaceae. The coding region runs from base 1 to 807 and encodes 268 amino acids. The record is from RefSeq and is a predicted model, not a curated record. The transcript has 2 exons.
AUGACCAKCAGGUCUCCACCCAACCCAGCGUCUCCCACCAUCUCCAUUUCUUACAGCGACGACGAGGAUAUGAAGCGCAACUUGUUGCGCAAACGACGAUUGGAAGAAAGCGAAGUCUACAACGCCCCCGAGACCCUCGCUGCCAAGCGCAGAGCCGUCAAGGUCGCUGCCCAGACGAUGCCCGUGCCGAAGGAGAUUCCAAAUCUCAGCUUUGACGAUCACAUUGAACCCAGCGAGUCACCGGAUACCCUCGAGCACGAGCAGGAAGAAGACGAGGACAACAUAGYGGUGCGCAUGGCGGAACGAGGAUCGAAUGCGGCGCAGAGUGGGGUUGAUGGGGUCCAGGACGCAGUCAUGCCGGAUGCGAAGGCGCAGGUCACGGAAGGAAGAGGCGAGCUGGAUGUGAAGGUGGAGUUGAAUGACGUGAAGGAGGCACAGGUCCAGGUGCCGCAGCAGGGAAUCAUCAAUGAGGCGCAGGUGCAGGUGCCCGUGGUCGUCAAGCGAGAGCACAUCGAGCCGGAGACGGAUGUGCGGGUGGUUCAGACGACGGAAGUGAAGAUGGCGAAUAAGAAGAGUCGUGCCAGGGCAAAGAGGUUGACGAGGAAUGAAAUGGCCAGAGCGAAGAAGACGACGGAAAUCCCGGUGCCCAAGGUGAAGAGGCAAUACCCGGAGCUGCCCAAAGUCACCAUUGAUCCGCGACGAUGGGCAAAGAAGUCGGACCAGGCUGCACGGAGGUCGAGGAGACGAUUGAGACGAUUGUUGAGGGAGGAGCAGUCUCUCCUAUCGCAGCAGUUGCAGGUCGCUUGA